Cadophora gregata is the source of this 1524-nucleotide messenger RNA. RefSeq lists its product as uncharacterized. The transcript is spliced from 2 exons. The coding region runs from base 1 to 1524 and encodes 507 amino acids. The record is from RefSeq and is a predicted model, not a curated record. NCBI's taxonomy places the organism in Eukaryota, Fungi, Ascomycota, Leotiomycetes, Helotiales, Ploettnerulaceae.
AUGGUAUUUAAGCAGUCCGGCGUGGUAGUCCCUCUCCCUCCUGGCUUUGCGCCAAGACCACCACCUGCGUUGCCGCCGAGACCGAGAUCAACUGUCAAUGAUGAGUCGGGCCAGGAGGGAAAGGGAAAAGGCAAAGGAGAGGAGCCGCUUGGUGCAGCUAAUUGGGGUGCGUUGUGGAAUAUCAUGAAAGCGCCGCUAGAGAAAAAGGGCAUGCUAUCAAGGAAGGGAAGUGAGAAUGACAAUGACAAGGCGAAAGCUGGGGCGUUCGAACCUGUAGAUGUAACUGGGAUUUCGAAAUCUGCAGUUACAGAAAAUGAGAGCAAGACUGAGGGAUCUUCGCCGUCGGGAGAGGCUGUUCUCCCGCCUUCGCCACCGAAAUCCAUUCGGAGGGGUGUUGAGAGGGUGGAUAGUCAGGCGGCGACAACUCCGUCCUACCCACAGCCAGAGAAAUGGGAAGCGAUGUUUGAGGAAGACGCUACGCCGGCGCCGAUAUUUAUUGCGUUGAUGAGCACGAUAUUCUCCCGUUUGGAUCCAGAACAUACAGGAUUCUUAAGCCCAGAGACAUAUUCCAAAUUCCUGGAAGCUCAAGGCUGUGUGGAGUCAAAUAUCUGGAAAAUCGCCCUCGACCGCGAAGAAGGCGAGCACAGCAAGGAAGUUGCCGACCUCGAACUAAGCCUCUACUUCAGCGACCUCGUCAUCUCGCACUACCUCAGUGUCCGCAUCCACGAGACCGCCGAGCCCCCUACCGAAAGACCACAGUCCGCUGUCGAAGGCAAGAUCCGGAACUCGAUGCGCUUUAAUGCCAAUAUGCCGAUGAUUUCCAGACAAGGUUUCAUCGACGUGUGCUCGAUUGAGUAUUUGAAGGAUCCGGAUAGUGCGUAUGUCUGGUUGGGGAAGGCGGUCAAAGAAUAUGGUGUCUGGAGCGAGUUAGGAGAGAUGCCGAGGAGCGUAUUGCCGGAGAAGGCGAUUCCAAGGCUGUCGAGGAAAAAGAGUGAGAAUGAGACUCAGACUGAAACUGAGGCUGAGAAUGUGACGCCAGUCGCUGAAAUUUCAGAGCAGAAUGAGGAUGUGAGUGCAGAGUCGAAGAAGGAAGACACAGAAAACGAGAAAAAGACGUCCAGCACUAGUCCGCCGGAAACAUCACCAAAAGAGCUUAUUCAGGACGAUACCGAAACGGCGUCAAGUCCAGACAAAACCUCACCAAAUUCGAAAGCUUCACAUUCCCCGGAGCCAAUCAAGAUUUUAAGGCUAGCCUCACCAAUCACUCUCGGAUCUCCAGCCUUGCCAAUUCAGCUCAAAGGAGGAGAAAAGAAAAUAGACGCUCUGGCGAAAGGGGAAGAGUUUGAGCUGGUAGAAGGAGAGGAUGCUCAAGAGAAGGAAGAUAUAACGACAACGACCCAAGAGUCAGAGGAGGCUUUGGAUGAGAAGAAGGUAGAUGUGGUGGAAAAGUCGGAAGAGAAGUCAAAAAGUGGAGAGCUAAAGACGAAAAAGCCUUCUGUUGAGGACUUGUAUGGAGAAGAUUAG